Messenger RNA from Aspergillus homomorphus CBS 101889, 495 nucleotides. RefSeq lists its product as uncharacterized. The transcript has a single exon. NCBI's taxonomy places the organism in Eukaryota, Fungi, Ascomycota, Eurotiomycetes, Eurotiales, Aspergillaceae. The coding region runs from base 1 to 495 and encodes 164 amino acids. The record is from RefSeq and is a predicted model, not a curated record.
AUGCACCUUCUUGCUUCUUUUGCUGGUCUGCCAAGGUUCAAGAUUGCAGACCAAAAUCUGUUCGUUUCAAGUUGUAGACGUGCUCACAGUCACCGGAUAGUCCAGACCCCCCUCACUGGUCUUGUCCACCCGCUUGGCCUACCUGAACACUGCAGCAAUGCCAGGUCAACCUGGCGAAGGAAACCGAGAUGGCGGGCUCUAUGGACCGGAUGUCGCCGCCACCGGCAUCAUCGCUCCCUGUCUUGUUUGUCCAUAGACUGGAGUCGGAUGCGCGAUGUGUGGCUGAUGGAUGCGCGGAAAUUGAGCUUCGAUUGCAAUCGAUUAUCUCUCUCUCUCGAAGAAGAAGAAGAAGAAGAAGAAGAAGAAGAAGAUGAUGAUGAUGAUGAUGAUGAUGAUGAUGAUGAUGAUGAUGAUGAUGAUGAUGAUGAUGAUGAUGAUGAUGAUGAUGAUGAUGAUGAUGAAGAGGAGGAGGAGGAGGAUUAUAAAAUGAUCUGA